GAGAAGACGAGAAGGAAAACAGGAGAUUACAACAGAUAUGUGGAUUUAACUCGCAAUAACAGUAAACACACAAGACAUCACAAGAAACAUGGACGGCUUCAAGCUGAUGAGGGAGCUGCAGAUGAAUUACGAACAGGAGGCUUAUUAUCUGCCUAAAGAGACGGGCCUGAGCCUCAUUGAAACCACAGCACAGGAUGACAGUCGGAUCUCGGCCAAGUGCAGAGAUGCCCAAGUGGAGGACCUGUGGAGUCUGACCAGCUUCUUCGGUUACAGCACGCAGACCUUCGUCCUGGCUGUAAACCUGCUGGACAGAUUCCUGGCCAUGAUGAGGAUCCAGCCGAAGCACCUGUCCUGCGUCAGCCUCAGCUGCCUCAACAUGGCGGCCAAAGUGACGGAGGAGGAGUGCAACCUCACGCCCACCGACGAGCUCAUCCGCAUCGGACAGUGCCGGUUCACCGUGUCCGACCUGAGCCGCAUGGAGAAGAUCGUCGCCGAGAAGCUCGAAUUCAAGUCCAAAGCCAUCACUGCCUUAACCUUCCUCCACCUUUACCACCAGAUCGCACUUACACACUCCAUGGACAGGAAGGAGACUCUGAGCCUGGAGAAGCUGGAGGCUCAGCUCAAAGCCUGCCUGUGCCGGAUCUCCUUCUCUAAAGCUAAGCCAUCCGUCCUCGCCUUGUCUCUCCUGAGGCAGGAGAUCCAAGCAGUGCAGUCUGAGGACAUGUUGGAGAUAGCCUAUCACAUUCAGAGACACCUGAAGAUUGCAGACGGCGAGCUGCGGCUGUGGAGCGAGCGUGUCGCUCAGUGUCUGUCAGACUACGCCUCCCCCGAAUGCAGUAAACCCAACCACAAGAGGUUGCAGUGGAUCGUGUCGCGGCGGACCGCCCAGAACUUGCACCACAGCUACCGAAGCAUCCCCGAGCUACCCACCAUCCCAGAGGGAUGCUGGGACGAGAGCGAAAGUGAGGAUUCCUGCGAGGAUGUGAUGAGCUCAGGCGAGGAGUCUCUCAGCAGCUCUCUGGGCAGCGACGCAGAAGGCCCCUAUUUCCCUCAGCACAUGUGUCGCCAAAAACACCAUCUACGCCAACACCUCGACGCCUGACGCCGCCCCACCCCACGUGCCUCUUCAUCUCCACCCUCCCUUCACCCUUUUUUUAAUUUAUUGUUUAAUAAGCUCCGGUGCUGGUGGAGAAUCGCACAAACAACUGGCAGCUGAGCGAACUCUUCUUUUUGGUAGAUUUGUUAGAUUUUUUUUUUCUCGAGCUCGUAGACGUGUUGGUGCAUGUUUGAGACGUCACAUUCCAGGAUACGCGAGUUAAACGUUUGGCGUCCGGUCUUCAAGGUGCUGAGCUAGCGGAGGCCGCAGUCGGCUAAAAAAAAGUUCUCAAAGCUCUGAUGUCACAUAAGACCAGAAGAUGAUUUGCCAAAACAUGUGGUGUUUAAUUAGUAGAAGGUUAUUGACUGUUAUUAACUAAGACUGUUUUUUAUUGAGGAUGAGGAGUUUUACUGUUUUGUACGGAAGGUGAGAGCUGCCCUGUCAUUCGGUUUCAGACUCAUAAUUUAAGACUUAAUUUAAUAAUUUUAAUGUAUUAGUUUCUCAUAAUGAACUUGAAUUGCUUUUAUUUUUAUUAUUCAUAGAAGGUAUAUAACUGAGGAAACAAUUUCAUGUUCCAGAUAUUAGCCUCCAUGUUGCUAUUUAAGGCACCAGAGCUUCUUAAGGUAGUCCUGAAUGUUAAAUUGAACCUGAUCAGAUUUGACAGGGAUUAGAUUUACUAUCAGUCAUAUUUUGCCAUCAUAAUACUUGUCUUGAGACGAGUAGGAGUCUUUAUGAGUCUCCUUUUUGUUUUGUAAUCGAAACCCGACUAGUCAUGUUGCAUUUUGAGGGGCUUCUGAUCUGUACGUUAACAUUUGUUACAUACAUACUGUUCUACAUACAUACAUCAUAAUCUCAAGAUAACAGCUAAGUAUGAGCAUUGUUUGUCAUUUAAUUUAAUUGUAAUGAGUGAAAACCUUAUGGCUGCUCUCGUCUUCCGUACUCAUGUUUAAUUUGCACACUUUAUUUUAUUUUUGCAUUUCAAGUGUUAUAUGGUUGAACUGGAGGAUUAAGUUUGUAUCUGAAGGGAAACUCUGAUGUGUCACAUGGUUUAUUUUUUUAUUUUAUUUUUUGACAGCAUCACAGAGCAUUCAGAGCUCAUGUUCAGUCAGUCCUGUAGUGCCUUGCUCAGAGGCAGCAGAGACAGUUUCCCUUCAGAGUCAAACACAGUGACACUAAACGGUGUCCUGCUGCAAACAUUUAAUGAGUGUGUGUGUGUGUGUUUGUGAACGUGUGUGUACGUAUGACCCUGGUUACAAUUAUUAAAAGUUGCCAAUUUUAGGAUGUAGCUUGAAAAAAGAAAAAAAGAGAAAAAAACCUGUGGUAUUCUCAAAGUGUUCACAGAGAGAAUGUUGUAUGGAAGAAAAAUAAUGCUGAGUGUCCAAAAAACAAAAACCUCUAAAAAAUGUUUAAAAAAUGUAAAGAAAAUGUUAAUACAAAAACAUGUAAAAGUGUAAAUGAUGUACAAAAAAAAUCUGUUAAUAGUUCUUUGUAGAUAUUCAGUUAUUUAUUAUCUUUUUGUCACCUGUACUGAAAAAAGAAAAUCUUAUAAAAAACUUAUUUUUAA
This is a messenger RNA of Scomber scombrus (Atlantic mackerel), 2660 nucleotides long. It is a transcript of the gene ccng2, whose product is annotated as cyclin G2. The coding region runs from base 89 to 1102 and encodes 337 amino acids. The transcript has 8 exons. Gene Ontology annotation, molecular function: cyclin-dependent protein serine/threonine kinase regulator activity. Gene Ontology annotation, cellular component: cyclin-dependent protein kinase holoenzyme complex; nucleus; cytoplasm. Lineage: Eukaryota; Metazoa; Chordata; Actinopteri; Scombriformes; Scombridae. The record is from RefSeq and is a predicted model, not a curated record. Gene Ontology annotation, biological process: regulation of cyclin-dependent protein serine/threonine kinase activity; mitotic cell cycle phase transition.